AUGCCAACCACAAAUGGGGGACUCUUGGAUCAUGGCCGCCUCGACGACGUCAAAUUGUCACCAACGAUAUGGAAACCAGUCCGAACAGCAAGAUGGAGUCUUAACAUCGUGCGCCCGGAAUUCUUGAACUUACGCUCAAACACCAAGAGCAGCUCCACCAGACCGACAGCGUGGUUAGACGGUCUAAGGGGAUUUGCAGCGUUCUUGGUAUAUCUGCAUCACAAUCAACUGUGGUCCCACGGUGGCAAAGGGAAUCUGGUCUUCGAAAACUCGUUCGGCUACGAGGGAAGAUACUACUCCGCAGCUUUCCCUUUCGUACGACUCUUCUUCUCUGGUGGCCAUUUCGCCGUCGCCAUCUUCUUCGUCAUUUCAGGAUAUGUCCUCUCGCUCAAAAGCCUGAGACUCAUACAAGAGGGAAAACCAUCAAGCGCAUCAGAAACGGUUGGCUCCGCUCUCUUCCGUCGCUGGCUUCGACUUUACAUUCCUGUCAUCAUUGUCACGUUUGCCUGGACGUCGUUCCGACACUGGAGUAAACUCUCGCUUGACAUGCACGAGAUGAAAUCCACAUUCCGCGAAGACGUCAUUGACUGGUACCAAACCUUCAAAAACUACAGCUUCGUAUUCUCUACAAACAUCUAUGAGUUCACGGAAGCGUAUCAUCCCCAUACCUGGUCAAUACCUAUCGAAUUCAAAGGAUCCAUUGUCAUCUACACUACACUUUCUGCACUUUCGCGGUGCACACGAAACGCUCGUUUAUGGUGCGAGGUGGCUUUGAUCACAUACUUUCUCUAUGUGGUAGACGGCUUCUACGCAGCAUUGUUCAUGUCCGGGUUAUUGCUGUGUGACCUUGAAUUACUGGCCCAGCGGGACGAACUCCCGCGCUUUCUUAGUGCGCUGGCCGGAUUCAAGGAGCUCAUAUUCUUCCACUUGUUCAUUGCCGCACUUUACCUCGGCGGAGUGCCGGCAUUCGAUGCGCCAGAAAUCGAUCGCACCGUUCUCAUCUCCAGGUCGCCUGGAUGGGUCUGGCUGUCACAUCUCAAGCCCCAAGCUGUCUUCGACGCAAAGUGGUUCUACCUCUUCUGGGCUGCAUUCUUCGCAGUAGCCUCAAUCCCACGCCUGCCAUGGCUCAAGCGCUUCUUCGAGACUGGUUUCUGCCAGUACCUUGCGCGCAUCUCGUUUGCGCUAUACCUAGUCCACGGGCUUGUAAUAUGGACCCUGGGAGACCGACUUUACGCCGCGGUUGGGCUCUCAAGGCCAUUUCACAAGGACGGUAUACCAGGAUGGGUCGACAAGUUUCCGCUCCCCAAGAAAGGGCCUAUGGGUCUCGAGGUUGCAUUCUGGCUACCACAGCUGAUCAUUCUUCCCCUUACACUCUACGCUGCCGAGGUUGUUACGAAACUAGUCGAUGAGCCCAGCGUCACAUUAGCCAAUUGGCUUUACAAGUGUACGGUCCGGCCACAAAUAACCCCGCCGAAGCACCAGCGCAGCUACUCUGUACGAUUGACUAAAGGUUUGUCGCCAAAUGUGCGUUGUGUCUCCGUACACAUCAUGCGACGCCGACAUAAUAUUACUUUAGCAACACUUGCUUGUCUCGGAACAGUUUACCUGGUUGCACAACACCGACACGAAUUUGAAACCACACCAGGGGGUGCACACAUCAGCGGAAUUGAGAUACUGCCGUCUGACAGGCUCACCUCCUCCCACCAAAACGAUGACUUCUCUAUCCUGAAGGAUAAAAUAUCAAGCCAAGCAAUACCAGAAGAUGUCAGGUCGCCACUAGAGGAAAUCGCCGCUUCCGCUAUUGAAGAGCCUAGUCUAGACCUCCAGUCGAGACCUUCCUUCGAGGAAGUCCUGCCGUCAUCAAGAAUAGACAGCGGAGCCGAGACGAAAUAUCCUUUCCAAAACGACUUACAGCUUGACUUACCUACCACCGUGCUUCAACGGUACUCGACACAAAAGCCUCACGGUUACGACGCCGGCUCCUCUGGAAGCUAUGCGUAUGCAACAUUUCUUGCUACUCGUAACCCCUCUCUUAAAGAUCCCUACUUUCUCGCUAUUCAUUCGCUCAUCUAUCGGAUACUCUGGUCUUCCCAAACACGUAGCCAAAAAUACCCGCUCAUCGUUUAUGUGGCCGAAUAUGUAACAGACGAGCAGCGUGCGCUCCUUAGAGGAGCCGGUGCACUAGUACGCGAGCUCUCACCUCUUCAAUGGGAAUGCAACGUCUCUGGCGUGCAAGACCGAUGGAAAGAUCUCUUUGCCAAGCUCAAUAUGUGGAAAGAGACUGAGUUUGAGCGCAUCCUGUUCUUGGAUGCCGAUGCGUUUCCAUUGGCGAAUAUUGAUGAGAUGUUCGACCUCGCUCCUAAGCAAGAUUGCAUACCGGAGAAACUGCAUCUUGAUGACUUUCUAUCCGACGGGCCAGUUUGCGAGUCUUACGUCUUCGCUGGUGUCGCGCAAGAUAUCUUCAAUGCGACAUAUCCCAACGUCAACGUCGGGUCGAUGGUCUUCACUCCCUCGUUGCGCAUGCAUGCACGACUUGUGCAGAACUAUGUCAAGACCGACAACUACGAUUGCGUAAUGGCUGAGCAGGCGUUUUUGAACUGGCAGUUUGGUCCGGAGAGUGCAUAUCCAGUGACGAAGUUGGAUAGACAAUGGGGUGGAUUCUUUCCCAUGGAGGACGAGGGCGAUGGAAGACUGAAGGUUGUCCACGAGAAGCUCUGGGUUGCGAAGGAGGGAUGGAUGAAACAGGAAUGGGAGAAGGGUUGGAACGAGAUGAACGAGUUCUAUGAGAGCGCUGAAUUUGCCAAAGCGAGAGAGGAAGAUGGUAUAAUUUCUGGAAGCGAGUAG
Alternaria burnsii is the source of this 2844-nucleotide messenger RNA. Its product is annotated as nucleotide-diphospho-sugar transferase. Gene Ontology annotation, cellular component: membrane. Gene Ontology annotation, molecular function: acyltransferase activity, transferring groups other than amino-acyl groups. Gene Ontology annotation, biological process: polysaccharide biosynthetic process. The transcript is spliced from 2 exons. The record is from RefSeq and is a predicted model, not a curated record. The coding region runs from base 1 to 2844 and encodes 947 amino acids. Lineage: Eukaryota; Fungi; Ascomycota; Dothideomycetes; Pleosporales; Pleosporaceae.